GCGGAGUACGGGAGAGUAAGAGCCCUUUCACAUUUGGAGUUUAUUCCUCAUGGUGUUCCCAACCUGAGUUGUGAUGGUGGUGGUCGUUGUUCAUUUCUAGGGUCAAAUGUGCUGUUUUGAUGGAUCAUUUUGAGGAGAGAAGUGGACUGAUUUUGCUUGAGGCGUGAAAGUAAACUGGAUGGAGAUGAGUCAAGUGGAAGUGGAGGAGAGCAUCAUGUCAUACCUGUCACAGAGUGAGAGUGAGACCAGCCCUAAAGACUUGAAUGUGGUGGCGAUGCUCCAUAACUUCUGGGAGCAGAGGCAGACGGCUCAGUCCAACGGUUCCUCUGAUGAAUCAGACGGUUCUGUUGGGGAAGCCGUCGUCCACACUGAGAACUUGCUGCUGUAUGAGUCUGCUCCGUCCCCCGGCCCUCCAUACGUCUGCUAUGUGACCCUGCCUGGAGGAAGCUGCUUUGGGAACUAUAAGGUGUGUGACACCCAGGCAGAGGCUCGGCGGGAUGCAGCUCGCGUGGCUCUGAUGAACUCGCUUGUGAACGAGCUGCCGUGUCGGCGCAUCAACCUUCAGUUCAUCACUCACAGUUUGCAGCAGGCGGCCACAGACAGUGCUGUCACUAUAGAGGACUCUUGUGAUACAAGCACCAGUAUAGGAACGUACAGUCUGCUGCUUCAUUCCUACAAAGGCAGGACAAUGUUGGAGUUUCAGGAGAUGAUGACAAUUUUCCAGUUGUUGCAGUGGAACCUGACACUGAAGGCUCUGAGGGACAUUCAGUGCUCUCGGCAGAGUGUAAUUUCCUAUUACUCCCAGAGAGGACUUGAUGAGUACAUGCGCAGUAGCAUGGCUCUGGAUUGGCUGGGGCGGGAGCAGAGGUCUGCGGGGCGCCUCGGGGAGGAGCUGCAGGUGGCGCAGAGGGAGCUGGUGUUGGCCAGCCGUCGAGGCAUAGAGCUGCGUUUCUACAAGGAAAAGACAGAGAUUCUCAGCUUGGCUCUGAGUCAGGCGUACAUUCACCACACGCCUGAGGCCUACAGCGAGGCGUCGAGUCACACAUACAACCAAGAAGCACUUCCUUUACACACAUUAUUCAGCCAAAACACGGACGUCCAGAUAACCCCACCCUGCAGUCCUUCACCGCCCCCAAAGAACCCAAAGAAAACAGUCUGUCACACCUCUGGCAAACACUUCAGCUCAUAACAGUCAUGCUCCGUGCUCACAGUACACUUUUGUGCCUUGAUUUUAAAAUAGAAUAAAAGUAAAGGAUGGACAUUGUUUCUGUAAUAGAGUUAAAACUCCUUCACUGGAGAUGUGACAUCGAUGUUAACAUAAGAGACUGUGAAAAACAUUGUGUUCAUUUACAGAGUAAUAAUGUUCUAACCUUACUCACACUCUUUUGUGACUAAACAACAAGAACCUUAAGCUUGAUAGGAUAUUUAAAAUCUUAAACAGAAGAAAAGCAGCAUUGAGAUUAUUUAAAGCCAUCUGCAGGAAAUGUAGUUUAUCUAUAAAAGGUGACUGUCUCUCUAAGUUUGUGUUGUAUGAUUUCCUACUUUAGCUUUUAUACUGUAUGUUCUAUAAUGUUUUUCUUUUUGCAAAGUAUAUUAUGAUUCACAUACUUAAACACAGGAGUUUUAAAAUGAUAUAUUCAACCCUGUUCUUCCUGCUUAAUUCUUUCUUUCUUUCUUCUUCUCUGCCUAGCAUAUAAUCUGGAAUGUCAUUUUCCUAAAUGGAAAUUACUUGCCAAGUCGAUACAGGAUACUGACUGACCCUGAGACAAGUUGCAUGAUGUGUUGGACUUAUGCUAUGAGACGGCGAGUCAGUUACAGUUAUAAAUGUAACACAAUGAUUUUGUGUUGGAUGGCUGGUCAUGUCAGCUGGUGAUAUAAUUAUAAGAACUAGCACUUGAUUAUCUUUGGUUGGAUUGGUUGGUGAAAAGGAAAGCAUU
This is a messenger RNA of Eleginops maclovinus (Patagonian blennie), 1937 nucleotides long. RefSeq names its product protein limb expression 1-like. Gene Ontology annotation, cellular component: cytoplasm. NCBI's taxonomy places the organism in Eukaryota, Metazoa, Chordata, Actinopteri, Perciformes, Eleginopidae. The record is from RefSeq and is a predicted model, not a curated record. Gene Ontology annotation, biological process: autophagosome maturation.